This is a messenger RNA of Leptomonas pyrrhocoris, 1332 nucleotides long. RefSeq lists its product as hypothetical. Gene Ontology annotation, cellular component: COP9 signalosome. Bases 1 to 1332 code for a protein of 443 amino acids. The transcript has a single exon. The record is from RefSeq and is a predicted model, not a curated record. Gene Ontology annotation, biological process: protein deneddylation. NCBI's taxonomy places the organism in Eukaryota, Euglenozoa, Kinetoplastea, Trypanosomatida, Trypanosomatidae.
AUGGAGGACGACUACUAUUACGACGAUGAGGGCUACGAUGAGUACUACAGCAACGGCGGCGACGAGGCGGCCGACGUCGACCCGCUCGAGGUGAAGUACAUCGACGGUAAGAGUUACAUGCAAAACAACGUAGAGGAGAGCCUGCGAUGCUUGCGCGAGGUGGUUGAUGAGGACACCGCGCACGGGCGGUGGACGUUCAAGGCACUGAAGAUGCUGAGCCGCGCCGCACGCAUGGCGAAGCGGUACGAAGAGAUGACGCAGUACUACGCGCAGGUGGUACACUUCUCUCACCCUGAUGUGGCUGCUGCGGCCAUCGCCAAAGCAAUGUUAAAGUUCUCCGAGGAGAGCAAGUGGGUGCCCGCGCAGUGGCGGCAACAGACGCUGCAAAUCACUCUCGAGGUGGCCAUGCCCAACACGGAGCAGUACCGCCACGUGCUGGUCCCCACGCUCCUACAACGCGCCGCACUCCUCCUCGAGGAGAACAAGAGCAAGGAGGCGCUGGACGACUUGCACGUCGCAAUGCAGCACUGCACUCAGUUGGACGCGGCAGUCGCGCAGCUCAACGCGACGUCAGUGUAUCAGAUUCGCGCACUCCAGCUGGUGGCCUACCGCAAGCUGCGUCGCUACGCGGAUCUGCGCAGCACCUACAACGCCAUCGGCCAAGUCCAGGCUGCCCUCCCGCCGCUGCGCAUGAUGGGCGGGGUGAUGGAGUCGGCAGGGCACCUCUUUCUGCACGACGGAGACUGGGGCGCUGCCCACCGCGCAUUUGCCUCGGCACUGCGCAGCUACACGGAGUGCGGCGACGCCCAGCAGUACGCCGUCGUGAAGUACGUGGUGCUGGCCACGAUGAUGGCGGACCUGCCGGUGGAUAUCUUCUCGCAAGACGACGCCCUCGCAGACCACCCUUACGUGCGUCCCGUGCGUGCGCUGUGGAAGGCCUUCGCCGCCUGUGACGUACCGGCCUUCUUCAACGUUCUUGCAGACCCAGAGAACGUGGCGUGUUUCGCGCGCGACGAGGAAUUCGCGCCCUACGUGGAGGCGGCGGUCUACCAGCUGCGGAUGAACUUCCUGAUCAGCUAUACACGAGGCUUUGCCACGGUGUUGCUGUCUGACUUGUGUCGGCGCCUGCGGAUGGACGAGCAGCCUUGUAAGGAGCUGUGCGCCAGCGCCAUUUUGCACGGCCUCCUCGAGGGAGGUAUCGACGACGGACGUAAGCUGCUGGUGCUGAGGUCUGCCGCGAAGACAGGGCAGGCGCGCCUGGGCAACGCAGAGACGCUCCGUGACUUUUCUAUUUUGGCAAACGAAAUGUGUUGUCCGCGAAUUCGCUACUAG